CGAAGGCCUUGGCCAACACCAGCAGUCAAGCUUUUCACGAAGAGAGGUUAUACGGUCGCUGCUAUGGGACCUGAAGAAACAAACACACCAUUGUGGCAAACAGAGUUUGAGACGGGUCAUGGGAGCGGGGAAACAAGGAUAACUAACGAUGCCUGUACCCGCAGGAAUAACGCAGUGGAGAAACACAAGGCCAGACUGCUGUGCCAUGAUUUGUUUGAGACUCUGGCCCCUGGCCAGGAGAACCCAAACGAAUCAAACGAAGGCCUGUACGGAGACGAGGCACAGCAGCUGAACGAUAGUUCUUCAGAGGACUUGGAGGUUUUGGACACCGACAGCUCCGAAGGACCGAACGGUUUGGGCCCGAUCUGUUUUUGCCCAGACACAAAACCAGAUGCUCCACAAAAUGCCAAAACAGCGGGGGACGCUUAUUCUAUAGGCCUGUACUAUUUAAAGUUGAGGGAGAAAUUCGGUAUUACGCCGGUGCGAGUUCAUAACCAUAAAACCGUGAUGCAUGCAAUUGUGCGAGCGGCUGUGCACAGAAUCAUCAAGCACUGCCCGAGAGAGAAACAAAAUGAGGAUUGUCCUGGGUGCGCCAUAGAUGCCCCCGGUCAGAGGCAUCAUGCCUGCGUGUCCUGGUCUUUAGAUGAUGUGAAUUGUAAAAUUAAAGAAAUUAGCGGUAGUUUGUGUAUGGAGGACCCUAAUAGCGUUUUAGAUAAGUCAUCAAACCACCAGAUAAAUGUUUAAUGCAAAAUUUUGAACGUCUCCUUCGUUCAGCAAAUUACAAAAUCUUACCAAGAAAAAACACUCACAGUUAGAGCGUGUUUUGGGAACAAAACAGGCCAUGUUGUAAAAUAAAAUGUCAGUUGAAAAUAA
Messenger RNA from Trachemys scripta elegans, 873 nucleotides. RefSeq lists its product as uncharacterized. The coding region runs from base 64 to 744 and encodes 226 amino acids. Lineage: Eukaryota; Metazoa; Chordata; Testudines; Emydidae. The transcript has 2 exons. The record is from RefSeq and is a predicted model, not a curated record.